CAGGACAGCAAUUCAAGCAAGACUUCAAGGCUUGAAUUAAAUCACACUUUUUGGUUUACAAUCACUGAAAGGUAUGAGGAGAUGGAAACAAACAAACAAACAAACAAACAAAAACUAUACACUGAUUUCCAAAGAGGCACCUUAUUCUGCUGUUUCUUGCAGGGAUGCUUUGUGCUCAGCAGCACUCUGGACUGCACAGCAAGCGCUGGAGCACUGCUGCUACCUACAGGUCUGCUCUGCGCAGUGCUCUAAACACACACAAAUCCAAUCCACGGGGAUUUUGUCUUGGGAAAGGGACCUACACCCUAUCGCUAGAGCCUGUUGGCUUUUGGGAAAUGCGACCUGGGAAUCUGUAGCCUUUCUUUUCCGUGGCUGAAGUGUGUAAAAAACUACUAAGUGGACUUGAUUAAAGGGAAGGCUGAUCCAUGCUGUAAGAGAGUUCAGUUUCUGCUUUCAUUUUUUUCUGUAAAUGAAAAGGAAACAGUGCACUCCCAGGUGCAGAGUAAGAGGAAGCAUCUGCUCUGAGAUGGGAACCCUCUCCCACCGCAGCCACUGGUGCAUAAAACAUGAAGGAGGAUUGGAAACUACCUUCUGGCCUGCAAAGCUGAACUUUUACGACAAUUUGUGAUAUAAUUAGAAUUUGCUAAAAUUCAGUUGUGGCUCAUCAUUGUUUGGAAUUUAAUUGAUUUCUUUCCAGUCUCUUUAAUUUUCUUCCUAUAUUAGUAACACAAGCAAACGUGAUAACCUGAAACGGACUAAGCAGAAGCAUUGUUGAAAACAAAGCAAGCAGCUUUCAGAUCAGGAGAAAAAAAAAAUAAAUACAAGCAAAUUGUGGAGAUGUCAAAAACAACUAUUUAACUGAAGGUCGUGGAUAUCAGGACCAGAUUAGCAAAGACAAUAUCUGGUCACAAGCUAUCAAUAAGUGAUAGAGGAAGGGGCAAAAGCAGGCAGAGCUAGGAAGGAGAAAACAAAAACAGCUAAUUUAUGAAAUCUGUCUACAGUUGAAUGCUUGGCUGCUGAGAUGAAUGGUCAAGUAAAGGAGAUGAGCAGCUUGCAACCAGGAAAAGCACAAUUAGAAGCUCCAGGAGCAGGACAGUCUGAUCUGAUGUAUGGAAAGUCUGUCAAGCUUUUCCUAUUUAGGAGGCUAGAAAAAACUUUUCCAAAACCGACUCACUGAGAGCAUCAGGAACAGUAGGAUUUUAAUGAGCCUGUUCCAAAUUAAUCUUAGUUCCACACUGAGCACACUGUUCAAAUGACUACUUAUGAGAAAACAGAUAGUUCUUCUGGCCUCUUGAAAUAUCAGUUCUUCUAGAAACAACUAGUUUUCAGUGCUGGAUACCCAGGGAAAACUUUGGUGUGUGACUGGAAAAUAGCGUUGUAUCUUCCCUCCCCUCCCCAGAGCCCUGCUUUUUUAUCAAAGUUUAAUAAAGAUAAGAAUUUGCCAGAACUGUAAUAAUUACUGACCAUGAUGUAUUAGGGAUUACAGAUAUCCUCUAUUACCCAACAAGUCUUUUAACCAUUUGGAAGGACAGGCACUAGCUAACAUGAGAAAUUUCUCUUUCACAGAGCUCAGUCAUCAUCUAAUAAAACUUCAUUCCCUGUUAGAUAUUACAUUAAUAUUUUUUGGCAAUCUUUUACAAUAUUUUCCCAUUACUGUUUCCAAGAGGCAAUCAGUAUGAUCUCUUUAAAAUUUACAUGGAGAGGGAUGACAACCGCUGCAGAAAUCACUUAUCCCUGAACUUGCAGUUAUGAGUGUAAAAGAGUGCUCAGGAAGCUGACAAAGCAAAUAGAUAAAAGAAAGAAAAAGAGACAGCAGCUUCAGAAAGUAAUAAUAAAAGUAUGUUUCAUCAGUCUGUUGAACGUAAGAGCCUUUAUAAUGAGUGAGCGCUGUGUAUUUAUAUUGACUUUCACACGUGCUGAAUCUCCGUCAGUUCUGAUCUGCAUUAGGAAAAAACAAGUUCUAACCUAUUGCUGGCACAGUUGAAGAAACAUCAGAAGUCAGAGAUGUAACAUCGUAAGUCAGAGAUAAAACGUGAACGAAAUGAAGUAAAAGAUCUGUGCGGGUUUAUUCAUCGUGUACACGAAACAGGUCGGGGUACCCACUGCGGGCGCUCAUGAGGACAGCAAGUACCACCCCUGGCGUGCUCUCACGGCUGAAUCACUCUGGGAAAAGUGCUUCCAGCACCGCAAAGCCAGCCCGCACCGGGUGCCCCAUCCCCGCGGCCAGGCCCUCCCCGCGGCAGGGCGGCCGCCAAGAGGCCAGCACCCGCCGGGGGCCGCCCGUCCGCGCACUUCCCCAGCGCCCCGCGGAGGCCACCGCGGGCCGGCGGCGUCCCCCGGCGGGGCGGAGGCGAUGACCGAGCGCCGGGAGCCGCGUCCCGCCGCCCGGCUGGACGAGGAGCUGCAGGCCUUGGGGUGGUAUCAUGAUAAUCUUACCCGACACGCAGCAGAAGCUCUGCUUCUUUCCAACGGGCAGGAUGGAAGCUAUCUCUUGAGGAAGAGUAAUGAAAGGGAAGGUUUGUAUUCCCUCUCUGUAAGGGGAAAAGAUUCUGUGAAACACUUCCAUGUUGAACACACAGGAAGUUCAUUCAAAUUCGGAUUUAACGAAUUUUCUAGCUUGAAGGAAUUAGUCAUGCACUUUGCAAAUCAGCCUUUAAUUGGAAGUGAAACAGGAACCUUAAUUGUAUUGAAGCAUCCCUAUCCAUGCAAAGUGGAAGAACCAUCCAUUUAUGAGUCUGUCCGAGUUCACACAGCAAUGCAGACGGGAAGGACAGAGAGUGAUCUUGUUCCAAGUGCUCCCUCACUUGGUACGAAAGAGGGAUAUUUGGUAAAACAAGGCAAAAUAGUCAAGAACUGGAAGACAAGGUGGUUUACAUUGCAUAGGAACGAACUUAAAUAUUUCAAAGACCAGACAGCUACAGAACCAAUUCGGGCACUUGACUUAACUGAAUGCUCGGCUGUGCAAUUUGACUAUUCCCAAGAAAGAGUCAAUUGUUUCUGCUUAGUGUUCCCACUAAGGACAUACUACCUAUGCGCAAAAACUGGAAUAGAAGCGGACGAGUGGAUUAAAAUACUGCGAUGGAAACUGUCACAAAUACGGAAGCAACUGGAGCAGCGUAACUCCGCCCUCAAUUCCUAGUUGCACCUCCAGUACUGCUCCCUGGGCAUGAAUCGCCUCUUUGCCAAGGGGAAGGCGCCUGGCUACAAGGGGACAGUUUCAAAUGUCUGCAUGACUUGCAGAGGGCCUGUGCACGUGUGUCUGCCACACACAGAUGUUUGCAUCCAGCUCUGCACGCAGAUUUGUACAGCCGAGUGCUUUCAGGCUGUUGAGUCAUGUGUGGAGACUGUUGCAAAAUCGCAGUGUCGGUUUGAUAUGUGUGAUUUAUGUCCAUGGUGCACACUUAGUUCAGACGCCCAUUAACUAGUCACAGUAGUCACUUCAAAACCUUGUGGUCAUUCAGAGCACUCUUGAGAAUUUACUGCAAGUUCCAUCACUACUAACCAUUAGCAGCAGAGUCUGUAACCUUGAGCCUGUUACUUAAAACCAGGCCUUCUGGAAACAUUAAAGACUUCUUUUGUAUGGCCUGUUUAGGGUCUAACUCAAAAGAACAAUGACAGAGCUAAUUACAUUCCUGUAAAUAAUACCUAGAUUACAAACAAUUAAACCCAAUAUUUCAAGGCGAUGGAUGAGUAACACUUCUGGUCAAAUGUGUUUUUGUACAGUUUAGAUUUAUACCACAGCAAUGGAAUGCCACCUGCAUUUUGGUCCCUUAUGCUACCCCUUGGAAAAUGGGCUGGAUUUUGUACAUUUUCCUCAGGCAGAGAACUCAGCAUACAGGAGGCUUUGUCCAGAACCGUGUUCUAGAAUUAAGAGGUGCUUGCUUUAAAUUGAAUGAGACAAGCAAUAGUAACAGGAAAGCAUAAUGUCCUCUAAAAAUAUGAAUUUAGAAGAAUUUAUCUUCUACAUAACCUGAUGAAAAUUUCUGUAUUUUGGAAGACGUGGGCACAUGCAACAGCAUCAUGGUUCACCAGAGUUCAGAAGCAGAAGCCCCGUACUUUGGUGCUGUAGUGAAAAGAAGUGUUGCAUUUUGGAAGCAAAACCUGACACCCUGAGGGCUCUCCAGGCCAGACCUGCUGUCUGCCCCUGAGUGAUCCUGCUCCUGCAGGAUCCUCCUCUCCCUGUGCAGCGGUCACAUUUCUGCUGUAACACCACACGCAAACCUCCCCUGCUGGGCAAAACGCUGUGGCAAAGGGCUGGGUGUUGCUCACGCAGCAGGUCAGCAGUGUUCAGUAGAUGCCUGUAAUGUCAGAAAACUGGAGAGGGGAAAAACACACUGGAAGAAAAAAGAAAAUGCAGAUUUGGACAUAGGAAUAGUAUUUUAUUUCAACUUAGAAAUUCAAAAUGUAUGUAAAUAGUUUUUAUACAGACUUUUCUGAAUAAAAUGUCAUUAAAAAACUACCACAGGUCUUCCGUAUUUCUGUACUGUAUUGUUAAAGCUCUGCAGAAUACACCUGUCCUUCUUUCUGCCGUAAAGAAGUCAGCUAACACACCGGCACCUCCGAUUCAGCUACAAAGCUGUGGUGACUUUGCUUGUGGCAAAGGCAGCGUGCAGGGAGGAGAGAUCUGGUGCUGCCCAAUACUCCCACUGCUCCGCGCGAGCGGCUUGGAAACGAAGCGGGAAGUGCAGCCACAAAGCACCCCUCCUCGUCACGCACAGGCUGUGGCACAAAACGUUAGAAGCAGGCUCGGCACGCGGCGCCACAGAGGGGGUCUUUCACCAGCGCUGGUGGGAUUUGGAGCUGAACGUCUGCACCGGAGUCAUCUUGAAGGAGAGAAGAGGGGAGGUGAAGGCACGGGAUGGAGCCCCCGUGGUCUUACAAACACAGAACUUCUGCACCUGUAUGUUGACACAGGACUGGACACCCACACAGCCCA
This is a messenger RNA of Cygnus olor (mute swan), 4936 nucleotides long. It is a transcript of the gene DAPP1, whose product is annotated as dual adaptor of phosphotyrosine and 3-phosphoinositides 1. Bases 2354 to 3139 code for a protein of 261 amino acids. The transcript is spliced from 9 exons. Lineage: Eukaryota; Metazoa; Chordata; Aves; Anseriformes; Anatidae. The record is from RefSeq and is a predicted model, not a curated record.